Messenger RNA from Scylla paramamosain (green mud crab), 2237 nucleotides. Its product is annotated as bestrophin-2-like. The transcript is spliced from 8 exons. Gene Ontology annotation, molecular function: chloride channel activity. Bases 474 to 1610 code for a protein of 378 amino acids. The record is from RefSeq and is a predicted model, not a curated record. Lineage: Eukaryota; Metazoa; Arthropoda; Malacostraca; Decapoda; Portunidae.
GGGCAGUCGGGAGUGAAACGCUGGCUGGCACGUACACUCCCGCGGCCAAACCCAAGGCAGAGGUGUCUUUGCUUCGUCUGUGUGCAAUGUGACCAAGAAUGCAGUGUGGAUCUGGUGUAGAGGAGCAAGACUGUUAUGGGAAACAAAGCUGCAAAGAAACAUCAUCAUGUGGAAACCAAACUUGCUGGCUGUAGCUGACUUAGUUUGAAAUUGUGACGACUAAUUGAAAAGACACAAAAAUGACUUUGGUGGGAGAGCUCCCUGAAAUACUCAAGUUCAAGUGAAGUCAUAAAGCAGAGGAAAGAUUGCCGGCACUCACUGAAAGCCUGCCCCUCAGAGAAGGAAAGACUGUUGCAAGGAAGAAACGGAAGAGACAUUGGAAACAUGAACAAAAGUUGGAAGUAAGAGUGUUUUAGACACCCAGUACUCCAGCUGUCAACCUCCAGACUGGUGGCGACAAGCACCUCAAGAAGAUGGCAGUUCGUUACUCUCAUGACGUGACCGAUUAUAGGUUGGGCUGUUUCGUUCGGCUGUUGUUCAGAUGGCGGGGCAGCGUGUACAAGAUGGUGUGGCCAGACAUGUUGAUGUACAUUCUGCUGUAUUACAUCAUAUCGUUCGUGUAUCGGUUUGCACUACCGGAGGAUGAGAAGAGGGUGUUUGAAAAAAUAUCCAUUCACGUGAGUCACUUCAGGAACCUGAUUCCAAUAUCCUUCGUCCUUGGCUUUUAUGUGAGCGUGAUCGUGACGCGCUGGUGGGGCAUGUAUGUGUCCAUGCCCUGGCCAGACACGCUGGCUAUCCUGUUGUCCAACCAUGUGCACGGUCAGGGGAACAGUGCGAGGCUAGCGCGUGUCACAGUGGCUCGCUACGUCAACAUGGGCAUUGUGCUCACCUUCACCAUGGUGUCGCCCGCCGUCAAGGCCAAGUUUCCGGGGUACCAGGAUCUGCUGGAUGCAGGAUACCUCACCAAAGAUGAAAAGUCCGUCCUGGAGCGUCUAGACCGCAGGAGUAAACAGCACAAGACCUACUUGCCGUUCCUGUGGGCGUGCCGCAUAGUGGAUCAAGCCAAACGGGAAGGUAUGAUCACCGACCCCAUUGCACAGAAGACAAUCACGGAUGAAAUUAUGCGCCUGCGAGGAUGUUGCGGGGAGCUGCUUGGCUGGGACGAUUACAACAUACCGCUCGUGUACACACAGGUCGUCACAAUCGCGGUGUACUCCUUCUUCCUGUUCUCGAUUCUGGGAGAGCAGUUUCUUGACCCUGCACAGAAUUAUCCAAACAAUAUCAUCGACCUAUAUGUGCCUGUGUUUUCUCUCUUGCAAUUUUUCUUCUACAUCGGAUGGCUGAAGGUAGCUGAAUCCCUUAUCAAUCCUUUCGGCGAGGACGACCAUGACUUCGAAUUCGUUUCUCUGGUCACCCGACACCUGGAGAUGACCUAUCUUCUGGCGGACACUCAAGAACGAGAGAUUCCUGCCCUCGUUAAGGACACGUUCUGGGAGUCGUCUUCCGGCGAAGAGCUAAUAAUGCCGGCUGCUCAGUCCGCCUUUCUGCUGGCUAAUCAAUUCUCUUUCGACGAGGACGCAAGCAAUAACGCCGCCACUCCAUGUGUGUAGUAUGCUUUCAGUUUAAGUUAUUUAAUCUGAGACAACUUUUCAUGUCGGCAAUAUAAUACACUUUAAUUGUACAUGACAUUGUGUGAAAUGCGUCACUGCCUCAAGCUUUUUGUCAUCUCAUGUUGCUCACAAAAAAACAGUUGUUGGUCACACAAAAUGAGUUUGGGCCUUUUAAGGAAAUAUGAAAUGAUGGAUAUGCAAUGCGAUGAUGUAAGCCAUACGUAUGUACUUGUAAAUCUUUUAAACAAUCAUUUUAGCUGUGUUUGUAAGACAUGUGAGUUUGAACGCGUUUCUAUGACGUAUUUUCAUCUAAGGGAGAUUAAGAUGCAAUAUGAUUGUCACUACUCGGUGCCGUUAGGAAUGUCGGUAUGGAAUAAUCAUGUAUGGUGAUCCAUCCCACAAGUCGAUUUUGCCACUGAGAAGUGUUUUGUUAUGACGAAUACCAACUGAACUUUCCCAGGUCCUCUCCGGUACCAUAAGACCCUAUUGAUGCAGCGCCUUAACUCACACACUGAGUCUGUUAAAUGAUGUACAACACAAAUCUCCCAAAAAAUAUAACCUCAUAUGAAAAUUUCUUCAAAGUAAACAUAGUAAACUGAAAAAUAUAUUUGUUUGAAAAAAGAAAAA